CUCCUACAUUCUCUUUCCCUGUGUCAGAUCAGGGAUCAUUUUUUUUUCCUUCCUCUACUCCCUCCCCCCUACCCGCCCCUCCCUCCCUGUUUCCCUUCCCUCCCUCCCUCCCCUCUCUGCUGGGUCUGUGCGCUGGGGCGCCCGAUCCCCUCCGCAGCUGGGACGCUCCGAACUCGAGGCAGGAGUCGGCUCUCCGGAGCCUCGUCCCUCCCUUCCCCUUCCCUGCCCCCUUCCCCCACCCCCGACUCGGGCUUGGCGCGGCGGCCAGAGGAACCCCGAGUCCCGGCCCAGGCCCCUGAGCCAGAAGGAUGGAAAACUCCUCUGCAGCGUCAGCCUCCUCGGAGGCGGGGAGCAGCCGCUCCCAGGAGAUCGAGGAGCUGGAGCGCUUCAUCGACAGCUAUGUGCUGGAGUACCAGGUGCAGGGGCUGCUGGCUGACAAGACGGAGGGUGAUGGCGAGAGCGAGAGGACCCAGUCCCACAUCUCCCAGGAGGAAGCACUCAAUGGUGGACCACCCAUGAAAGGCUUAACAGAAGAAUGGACAGCGGACUGCAGCGAACCGCUGGACAGCAGCUGUUCCUUCUCCCGAGGGCGAGCCCCCCCACAGCAGAAUGGCAGCAAAGACAGCUCUCUGGACAUGCUGGGCACGGACAUCUGGGCGGCCAACACCUUCGAUUCCUUCAGUGGUGCCACCUGGGACCUGCAGCCGGAAAAGCUGGACUUCACCCAGUUCCACCGGAAAGUCCGACACACGCCCAAGCAGCCCCUGCCACACAUCGACCGCGAAGGGUGUGGCAAAGGGAAGCUGGAAGAUGGGGAUGGCAUCAACCUGAAUGACAUCGAGAAGGUCCUUCCAGCCUGGCAGGGCUACCAUCCGAUGCCCCAUGAAGUGGAGAUCGCACACACCAAGAAGCUGUUCCGCAGGAGGAGAAAUGAUCGAAGGCGGCAGCAGAGACCUCCAGGGGGGAACAAGCCCCAACAGCAUGGUGACCACCAGCCAGGCAGUGCCAAACACAACAGGGACCACCAGAAAUCGUACCAGGGGGGCUCAGCGCCCCACCCCUCAGGGAGGCCCACUCACCACGGCUACAGCCAGAACCGGCGCUGGCACCAUGGCAACAUGAAGCACCCACCAGGCGACAAGGGGGAGGCAGGCGCACACCGCAAUGCCAAAGAGACCAUGACCAUCGAGAGCCCAAAACUAGAGGACACUGCAGGGGACACCGGGCACAGCGGCCUCGAGGCCCCCCGCAGCCCUGACACCCUGGCCCCGGUGGCUUCUGAGCGGCUGCCCCCACAGCAGCCAGGGGGGCCAGAGGUUGAGACAAAACGUAAAGACAGUAUUCUUCCCGAGCGCAUUGGGGAGCGGCCCAAAAUUACCCUGCUCCAGUCUUCCAAAGACAGACUGCGGCGAAGGCUAAAGGAAAAGGUACCGGAUGAAGUGGCCGUGGAGACGACCACUCCCCAGCAGAACAAGAUGGACAAGCUGAUCGAGAUCCUGAACAGCAUGCGAAACAACAGCAGCGACGUGGACGCCAAGCUCACCACCUUCAUGGAGGAGGCCCAGAACUCCACCAACUCCGAGGAGAUGCUGGGCGAGAUCGUGCGCACCAUCUACCAGAAGGCCGUGUCCGACCGCAGCUUUGCCUUCACCGCCGCCAAGCUCUGCGACAAGAUGGCGCUCUUCAUGGUGGAGGGAACCAAGUUCCGGAGCCUGCUCCUCAACAUGCUGCAGCCAGACUCACCACUGCUAUCUCAAGGAACCCAGAAGCGCCAUUCUCAUGAGCCAUGACAGUGCUGGAGCCCCUGGGGUCUCAGAGGACCCCGUCACCAAUCCCACAGUUCCAAAAUGGUCUUCGAUUUUUACAUCCAAGCCAAUUCCUUUUUGUCUGAAAUGUGGCCCUUUUUUUAGUAGUGUCCUUGUAAGUAAAAUUCUGUUUAUUAAACAGACAUUUCUUAAAUGUGCCAAGCAUGUUGUCUUUAUUAGGUCAGGGGUUCUCAAAUUGGAAUGUGCAUAUGAAUCAUGUGGCAUUUUGUUUAAAUGCAGAUUCUGAUGCAGGAGGCCUGGGAUGGGCUUGAGAUGCUGCGUUUCAAACAUGCUCCUGGUAGAUGCUAGUGCUCUCAUCUAGGGAUCACAGUGGGAAGUCACAAGGCAUUGAAUGACUGAUGGUUUGUAGGUGGUGGCUUUGUUUCAUAGAUGGGCAGACUAAAGCACAGUCUUACCAGUGUGAUUGUCAGAGUGGAGGUCUGGCCUGGAAAUAUUGCAUUUCAGAUACUGGCUCUUCUUUAGGUCAGUGGUUCUCAGCCUCGCUGUGCAUGAGAAUCAUUAAAACAUAGCAGGCAGGGGGCCUACCCCUAAUCAGUUGAUUUAGAUUCUCCAAGGACACAACCUGGGCAUUCCUUAGCCAGAGGGGAGCACCGCCAUUGAGACACCCCAGAGACACCAGACUGUUUCAUCGUGGCCACUUAUGAAUCAGCUGGCUCUGCCUGUCAUGCCGCAAACCAGUCAAGAAAUACCUGCCAGGUGCUGGGCUCUUUGCUGAGCCGUGGGGGAGAAUUCCGAGCCUGAGUUGGCGGGAGAACCCCGUUACACAGGAGGCCGCAGCUGCUGAGAACAUGCCUUCCACUCCCCCAGCCUCAGGCUCUUCUCAUCGUCACUCUGAGCCUCCUCCUUGAUGAGAUGAAAGCCACCUCUUCUCUCCACUGCCUCCAUUUCUCUCUGUCCUCAGCUCCUUUUCCCAUUUUCCUUUUCCUUGGCCUGGGAUAUGUGUUGGAACAGCUAUCACAUGUUUUAGGAAAAGGGCCUCACUCUCACCCACGGUGCCAGGCUGUACCAGAGGCUGGGACUUCGCAGUUCAGCCUGUCUCCCCGCACCCCUUCCCACCAAGGCUCCCAACUUCGGCUUUACAGGGUCCUGACUGCAGACUAGACUGACUGACUAGAUGAUGAGCAUUGAUUGUUUCCGACUUACAGGAGAAUGGGGGCUGCCCAGGGUGCCUGGGUUAGAGAAGGAACCAAAAGUUUCCCUGGAUCCUCAUCAGGGAAUUGUGGUGUGAUACAGGGCGGUGAAGGGGCUCCAGUUUCUCAGAGAAGUGAGGAACGAGUGUGCCUCUUUUUAUGGGACCUUUGGAAUGACAAGAAUGGAAGCCUGAGCCCCCUCCACCCAGCACUGCCCUGUCACUGCCCCGGGACGUCCACGUGGGCUCUGGGAAUGCUCCUUUGCUGAGACAGGCUUGGGUAGUACAAGUUCAAGCCCUCCUCUGUUGAAAUGUGUGUGCUCUGUUUAGCCAAGAGGUGUCUGCAUCCGAGCUAUGCAGAGCAAAGUAUUAUUAGAGCCGGCAUCAGUGUGUCUGUAACUGAACCCAGCUCUCCCUAGCAACCGUUGCCAACAACACAUCUAACAGAAGGAUGCAAUACCUUUUUUUGAAAAAAAAAAAAAAAAAAAAUUCAUCUCAACCAAGUCGUAAACACAGCAGGCCUGUUGUGAAAAGACAACACAAAAUCAGAAUCUGGUGUGUGACCAGAUUUCAAAAUAAAUUGCUCUUCUCUAGUACCUUCUAGAAGACAGCCCCUUAAAAAGCUGACCUUGAGCUAAAGAGCAGAGAAACUCUUCAGAGUUUCUGCCUGGGUCAUCAUCAGGCAUUGUGUUUUGGGCUUUUCAUACAUAGAAACUCAAUUGGGUGGUCACUCUGGGGUCUCUGGGAAUGACUCUAGCCCAGAAGGGGCACUCAAGAUUUUCUGGCUUGGCUUUCCUUAUCAGUGAACCUCUCAAGUGUGAGACAAGCCUGAAGAUGUAACUUACCCUCACCUCAUCCUGGAUGUGUGUGUUGCCCCCACUUCAGCCCCUGUUUCUCCCAUCCUCCUGCCCCUCUCCUUGUCCCAUGUUUUCAGGCUUGGGAAGAAAACCUGGGUGGUUCCUCUAACUCUCUUCCUAAGGGGAAAACCUCCUUCUCAUGAUUCUCUCGAGGUCUCUGGAAAAUCAAGCCGUUUCCCUUUGUCAGAAGUUUGAAGUUCCUAACUCUUGUCUUUUACAUAGGAAGAGAGGAAGGGGACUGAUAACCGAUUCCUGGAGUCUAGGUUGUAAACUCCUAGAGGGCCAGAAUCCUGGCCAAGUUAUAGGCUGUCCCCAGCUCCUGGCUUCAUGGUUCACAGUAGAGACUCAGGAAAUCGCUGUGGAAGGGAGGCAUAGAGCCAUCAGUCAUGGGUACCAAUGCUCCCUGGGGCAUAAGGGGCUUUGAAGCUCUUCUGAGCACUUUCCUAUGUGUGAAUCGGAGGUAGGUUCCAGGGCAGGGAUCCCUCCCCAGGUUUAUACUGAGGAAAGUGGCUCAGUGAGGCUGCAAGUUUCACUCAACAUCAUGAGGCUGGCCAGAGUUUCUGGCUCCCAUACCACGUCCUAAAUAGGGUGUAAGGCUCAAAAGCUUGGGAAGAUCAAGAAUCCAUAUCAUGGUUGGGAGCAAUGGCUCAUGCCUGUAAUCCCAACACUUUGCAAGGCCAAGGCAGAAGGAUUACUUGAGGCCAGGAGUUUGAGACCAGCCUGGGCAACAUAACAAGAUGCCAUCUCUAAAAAAACAAAAGAAAUUAGGUAGUUGUGGCUGCAUUGCUACUGAAGCCCCAGCUACUCCAGAGGCUGAGGCAGGUGGAUCCAUUCAGCCCAGGAGUCGAGGCUGCAGCGAGCUAGGACCCUGCUGUUGCACUCCAGCAUGAGCGACAGAGUGAGACUCUAAAAAACAAAAAAGAAUCCAUCUCAGGAAGUCAUCAAUUGGGAUUUCAAAAUCCACCUGUUAAAUAAUCCCACUGUGUUUCCAGGGGUUGCUGAGUCUCUGAGCUUUCUGGGCCUCUGGAGGCCAAGAGUACCUGAAGAAACCCCUGCACUCUCCAUUCGCCCUAGUCCCUAUGAAACCACACAGGCUGCUGGCCCUGGUUCCCAUCUCCUGCUUGCAUCCUCUCCCUCCUCUCAGACCCCCUCCCUUAUUUCUGCACACCCACUGCUGAGCCGAUGUGCACUCCAGGCAUGUAAACUAAUUUUAAUGUUGGCCCAAGCCAGGCACACCCAGGGAUAGAAGCACAUUGUUCUGUGCAUUCCAAAGCCUGAGCAAAAGCCCUGGCCAUAUACACAUCGAGCUCCCCUCCACCAGUUGCUAGAAAUCAGAAAGGCUGAAGCAAAGGGCCAGAGGCAGUGCAAGCCGCUUUUCCCAUGGGCAGGCUGCGCAGAAGCUUGCAAAAGCCCAGAAAAGGGCUGCUUUUCUAAAAAUGGCUGGCAUCUGAGCUCCUGCUCUGCCCCCCACAGGUCAUCUGUCCCCAUGCUGAAGGCCGUGCCCUGCAAGGGACAUACACAGUUGCCACACAUAUUUCCCUGAAGGUGGGCAUCAACAGGCCUCGGCAGGUUGGCCUGGCAUCACAGGAGGCCAGCAGUCACAGGAGCUUGACCCCUGCCCAGGAUUCUGUGGCAGCCCUGGGCUCCCCCAACAGGAAGAGCCGAUGCCUGACUCCUAUCCAUGUUCUUUGCCCCCGCUGCCAGAGCCACCGUGGGUAGGAGCCGUGUACCUCAUUGCCUUGCACUUGCUGUGGAAUGAGUAAAUAUGACCUGCUUUUCUCCAAUCUUUAUUUCUUCUCAAUGCUUAUUGGGCACCUGCUAUAUACCAUGCACUGUGGCGGAUCCUGUAUGUCUCUGUUCACUUGCCCUCUGCUGUGGUCUUUCAAUCUGUGCAAAUCUGAAGCAUUGCAUUCAAGGACCCAGGUGGGAUACCUCAAAAUCAGUGCUUAGACCAGAUCGCCCUGACUGUUCAGUUUGGGUGGGGCGGAGGAACAUGUGGCUUCCAGGAGUGCUAAGCCUGUGGUGCUCUCUGGAGCUUUGAAGUGCUCAGUGAGACAGAGCAGCCAAUGACCAGAUCAUAAACAAGCAUUUUGAUUUUUGAAUCCAAAAAUAAACAGAGGAAAGAAAAUGACCACUGAUCCUCAGCCAGUCCUGGAAGGUGCCCAGAACAGCAGCAUGCCAGGUGUCCCGUCAUCAUAUCAUCAGGGGGGCCUUGGGUGCCAUUGCUGUGCCAACUACCGCCCCAGGCCCCCAGGGACCAGUGAGCUUCCUGCAAAACCAAGUGCCCAGCUUCCUGCCUCUGCACCACUGCUAUAUUCUUCAAAAUCACAGAGAGCCCUGCUCCUGAGAAAGCCCAAAAUGGGCUUUUACAAGUCUCAUGGGCAGUCUACUGCGGGCCUUGUCAGAGACUCUAGUUGUGCAGAGGCUGAGUGAGCCUUGGACAAAAGUCACUCCUUUCCCGUGAAAAGUGGCCAUUGCCGUGUUGUUAGGAGCGUGGGUGGCUCAGGAGGGAGAGCAAGACCAGCCUGCAGCUUCACGAAUGAGGUCAGCUGGGCCAUCUGGAGCAGACAGGUGCGGGUCGUGCCCCUGAAUCUCAUUUCUCUAGACAGGAUUUCUUGCCCCGAGGCAGCAACGCUGAGGCCUGAGGAGCAGCAAACCUGUGCGGUAGCAUUGACUGCUGUCUCGAUGCUGAUCUUGAGCAUUUAAAACAUGUCUCUGCACCCGAGUUUCUGUCCUGGGAGGGAUGAUUGGGUUGGUAGAGCUUAAAUGAGGUAAUGCAUGCACGGACCCCAGCUCUGAGCCACACUACUCAGAUGGCUCCAUCAGUGUGGAUGCCCUGCCCUGGUGGGAUGAACUGGGAAGCCCCUCUAACUUUAUCCCAUCCUAGAUUCCCAAAGACCACCCCAUGCCUAAGUCUUGGGCAGCAUUUCCAUUUCCCCCUCCUACGCUAAUUAAGUAUGGAACAACGAGGGCCGGCAAUGAGUGCUUUUAGACUAUUGUCUUCAUGGGCAGGCAGUGGGCCCAGGACUGACUGGUGUACUCUUCCUCCUAGUCAAAUCUGCCUCCUCCAGGAAGCCUUCCCUGAUCUCCCAGCCCAGGGACCUCACCUUCCUCUGACCCUUGAACACUUACCAUGUGUCCCUUUCAUGGAGUCUUCUGGGCUCCCCUGUUUAAGCUUUUCUUUUCUGAGACUUGUGUCCAUGGAUGUCUUGGGGCAAAGCAUGUGUCUGGGUCAUCUUUGUGUCCCACCACCAUACUGGUACACACUAGGUAUUCAGCAGGCGUCAGCUAGCUGGCUCCAGGAGCUUCCUUCUGUGGGGAGGAAGGAGCCUGGGUAGACAGGCGUGGGAAUAGCACAGGCCACAGCCACAAAAGGGAAUGGCCUGGGGUUUUCUCCCUCUCGCUUCUGGGCCAGAAGAGCUUUACCCAGGUCAGGAAUUAUUUCACCAUCACCCGUGUCUCUUGCCAGACCGUGUCCUCUUCCCUGCAUGCCCUCACCCCCCACCCCGGGUUCAUUUUCCCUGCUAAAUCCCCUGAUAGAACUUGGCCGGGCACUGCCCUGUCUGAGGCUGCCACGCUGAAGCAAGCCCUGCAGAUAAGUGGGUUACCGGAGAAGGCCAGCUCGGGUGUCCCAGGCCCCAGAGGGUCACCCCUGGCUGGCUGGCAGUUCACCCCCAGCACCUCCUCCUCCUCCUUCCCCGGAGCCAGGCAGGCAGGAGACAGCAGAUCUUCCCCACAGCUCUGUGAGUGGCCGGCCCCCAGCCGCCGCGGGGAAUCUGAGCUAUGCUAAGCGGCUCCAGAUCGCAGCAUCUCUGCCCUGCCCGGGCACGGCCAGCCCAGACAGGGCGCCUCUACCUGCCGUGGUUGCUGCUGGAAAGCUGGCACCGCCUGGGCCGAUGGAAAAAAUCUCCCUGCGGGUUAUGUAACUGCUCACCGCCCUGUCCCUGGCUCCCCGGGGAGGCUCCCAGCCACUACCAAGGGGGAGCGGUGGCCCCUGGGCAGGAAGGGGACCGCAGAGGGUCAGUCUUUCAAAAGGAAGAAAAUUGUGUUGAGUUAUCUGAGGUCCUCCUCUGGAACCAGCCUGUGUACGGCCCCAAGGUGUUUCCUGAAAAUGCUUAAGGAGCUCAGAGGCCUGCCCCAGCAGUAUAGCAAGGAAAGAGCUAGACCUAGCGGGUGGGAGUGGCCACAGAGGAGGAAGAGGGCAGGACAGUUUUGUUACUGUUUUUCUUUUCUUUUCUUUUCGGCAAAUUAUUAUUGCAGUAAAAUAUACCAUAAAAUUCACCAUCUUAACUAGUUUUAAGUGCACAGUUCAGCAGUACCCUGCACACCUACAAUGUUGGACAAUGCCCAUGACCAUCCCCCACCACCCCACCAAACCCUCUCAUCACCCCAAACAAAAGCCCUGUACCCACCAUAACUCCCCUACAGCAAUAACUCCCCUGCAGCCUCCCCUCCAUCUUCCAUCUCCAUGAAUUCACCCACCCUACAAAUAGCACACACAGGAUAUCAUACGGUAUCUUUCUUUUUGUGUCUGGCAUAUUUCACUUCACAUCGUGGUUUCAAGAUUUAUUCAUGUGUCAGAAUUCCCUUCUUUUUCGUGGCUGGCUAAUAUUCCAUGUUGUGUCUAUACCACAUUUUUUUUAUCCAUUUAUCUGUCAGUGCGCACUUGGUUUUCUCCCACUUUUUGGCUAUUGUGAUUCAUGCUGAUAGGAGCAUGCACGCACAGAUAUCUGUUUGAGUCCCCGCUUUUGAUUCUUUGGGGUAUAUACCUAGAAGUGGAAUUGCUGGAUCUUAUGGAAAUUUUAUCUUUAACUUUUUGAGUAUCUGCCAAACUGUUUCCAGGAAGGAUGUUUUUGAUGGGGGAAAUAUCAUCAAUCAAGAGCCAAAGAAAUGACACAAGUGAGGGACAAUAAGGAUACUGCCUUACUGAAAUUCAGCUGAGAGCUGGAGGAAGUCUAUAAGGUGGACUGACUAAGAGGCAGAAGGAUCUGCACUUUAUAAAGUGGGACUCAGGGAGCCAUUGUGGGUUCUUGAGAUGUAGUUCCAGGAUCAAUUAAAAAUCAUAGACCAGUGUAGACUUGCAGGAAGGAUCUACAGGUCAUCCAAUCCAAUCCCCUCGUAUUAAUUAUAGAUGAGAGACGAGGCCUGGGGAGGUUGAAAGAGGCCAUGUUUUAGGAAGACAUGUUGAUAAGUCAUAGGAUGAUGGACUUAAAGAUGUUUUACAUUAGAGAGCCAGGGGUUCUAGGUGGCCGUGGUGAUCUCUUGUGGAGAGAGGGCAUAUUCAGGCUUGAGCCUGCCCCUCAAAGGCCUGAGUCAUGAUGGCAGGCCUCAUUUCCCCGCCCUACUCUCAGGAGCAUGCUCUCCGGCCCCUGGCGCAUGGAACUGUGGCAUUCCCACCACCGCCCCCACCAGGCCAGAGCCAGGAGCUGGGGUUGCCUGCGAUGGGGGCAGUGUGGGAACUGUGCUCCCCUAGCUGUGGUCUCCUUCCUUCAGUAAGUGCUCCAAGAGCUUCUUGGUGGGCUCCAAGAGCUUCUGGGGCAAGUCAGUGAGCGUCUUCGAACCAAAGCCCCUGGGUGAGCAGGCUUCCCCAGCCAGGGGUGCAUAGCCUGGGCCCCUAACAUUGGCCUGCGGGCCGCUGAUGGGAAGAAUGGAUAGGGAAUCUGCACAGGGUGCCCCACCUCUGACCCUGGUGCCCCUCCCCACACUGCUGUGGGCUUAUUUCCUUGUCGCCCUUCGCCCAUACCAACCUGCGUGGGCUGUGUUUCUUGAUGCCUAGAAUGAACCAGAAGGGAGUUGAGGACAGAGGGUGAGAGGAACAGGAAGAGGAGAUGACAGGACAACUCUUUCAACAGCCAGCAGCAAUGCCACUCUUGCCUUGAACCCCCCACUCUAAGAGUAUUUAUACCCACAGUGUUCAGGGUAGCCAGGUUCCAUCUCCUCUAGAUGAAGAGCAGGCCCCCUUACGGAGACAGAGGUCUUCCCAGCUCCCCUCCAGACAGCCACCGAAAAGUCAGGAGCACACAGGGUGCACUGCACAGUGCACGGAAGGGAGGCACUGUUGCAGGGGUGGCCAUCGGUGCCUGGGUUAGUCUGAGGCCAAUUGGCAUCACGUGAGCAAUUUAAACCCAUGUUGUGCCCAGAGGCCAGCUUUUCCUACUUCUAGGUCUUCCCUGUCUGGGAUCCUCUGUCCAGGAGAGGCAGAAACACUUGACCAGAAGCAGAACCAUGGGCACAGGGAGUGUGCAUCGUGCUGGCUCAGCAUGGCUCUGCCCUUGAAACCCAGAGCCUAGAAUAAGGGGUCCCUGCACACCCCCAGAGUGCCCAUCCCUCACUGCCUCCCACCUAGAGCUCAGGUUUAAAGGCCUUCACUUGGUAUCAGGACACAGAGCUCUGAGUCUUCAGGGAAAAACAGCGGCCCCUUUGUGGGGAACAGGGAGGAACCUGCAGGGAACGACCCUCUCUUAACCCCUUGCUGGCCCUUCCAGGACAGAUCCCAGGUCCCAGAGUAAGAGAAGCUUCAGGUCACUUUGAAGUAUGAGGACAGGCAUGCUCAAAAUCACCCCCCGACCCCGCCCUGACAGUGCCCAGCCUAAGACCAAGUGCAUUCCAGAGAAGCCUGUGUGCACCCAGGUCACCCACACCCAGACCUAUUAAGUAGAGAGGGCGUAGGAGUGAGCACAUCACCAUGUCAUGCCCCUGCCCCCAGUUUUCCGCAGAGCAAAGGCCAUACCAAAGAAGUGGGUGGCUUCGGAGGUAUUUGGGGAUAGCCAGACUCCAGCUAAAGCUCGUGAAUAGCUAUAAUCGGAAUAAAUGCAUUCUUGAGCAACUGCGUAUUGGAGCACCACAUAUUGGACCCACACUUAGCAUGGACCCCAUUAGGCAACCGUCAUUGCAUUAUUCUGAGUAUAAAAAAAAAUGUGGCAAGAGGACUAAUAGCUCUAAAGUGGGGUUAGAAGCACAGUCACCUGGAAUCAGCCUCCCCUGCCAUAGACACUUCCUUUAAUGGCUUACCGCCUGUGGCAUAAGAAAUAACUCAAGUGCCCAAGAGUCAGCCACCUCCCUCUGGCUCUAGUUGUGGCGCCAUGCAGCGGGUUGACUCUGGGUGGAUCUCGUAGCGUGGCAGCCCUCCACUUACUCUUCUGUUAAAUGGGGUCGUGAUACCCAACUCCUCCCCCUGCCUACUGCACUGACAUUAUCAUUGCUAAAAUCCACUGAAACGCCUGACUUUUUGUCUGUGUUCCCUUAAGACUCCUCCUCCAUGAGAAACUUGUGAAUUUCAUAGCAGCAUGUUUUUCCUUUUCCCUUUGAUGAAUCCAUUCAUUCAAGGUUCUUAGGGGAGGUCCCAGGCAGGGAAAGUGCCCUGCGAUGUCCACACAGAGAUUCUUCCACAAGUCCAGGGACCCCUGGCACAGUAGGACUUGGGGUUUGGGUGCAGCACUGUAGAGAGCCCAGGAUCCAGCCACAAGGAAAGCUCUCCAAGGGGCCCUGGGACUGGCCUGGAGGCCCCACAGGGUGCCCUGAGCUCAGCACUGUGAAACCCCAGUGAAACAGGCACUGGCCUCUGCGUGACACAUAAAGUGGGGGCAGGGCCAGCUCAGCCAGAGGGCAGUUUAGGAAUGUCAGAGGAAGGGGCAAGCCCUGUAAGUGGAGUAGGUUGGGGAAGGCUUCCUGGAGGAGGAAGCAUGAAGGAAGAGGCAGGAUCUGGGUAGACAGAAGACAACAGGAUCUGUAGGUGGCAGGACCCUUUGGGAGACUGGGGGUUGCAGAGGAGGGUUGGGGGAGGAGGCACCGCCAGCCUGGCAGAGGGUGUCAGUCAGCAAGCCCAGGGCUGAGGCUGCCCAGCCAGGCCAUGACCCCAGGUCACUGUAACCACACUGGCCUGUUCAUUUUGCUGGCGCCUGCUUCUUGCCAUUUCAGGCCAAGACCAUAUUUUCAUCCAAAACUGAAACUUUUACCUCAAGAGUCGUGAGUUUCCUGCCAGCCUUGGGCCGUCUUCGGCAGGAGGUGGAGUGGGCCGCUGAAUCUGGGGCCCCGGCCAGCCCCCAGGGCCUCUGAACGCUGGGGUUUCUCUGAGGCAGGUGGUGUGGCACGAAAGGUCUGGCAUCUGAGACCAGGAGACACCCGCCACCCCUCCCUGGUGAGGUUACUGCCUCGUAGGAGAGGGCAGAGAUGCCCACCUCCAUAUGCCCCCAUGUGCCCCGACCAGCCCCUCUUUGUGCACCAGCUGCUUCCAAGAGCUGUGUGGAGAUGGGCGCCCACCGCCCAACCAGGUGCAGAGGUACCGUGCCUGAUGGGUGGGGGAGGGCUGAUGCCGCCCCCAGGAGCCCUGCUGGAGCUGGAGCAGGGCUGUGCAGGAGGCUGCCAUGGGGCAGGUCCACAUAGCAACCCUUGCUGCUUUCAACUCGCUCCCCUCUGCAGAAGUCCCUUUUCCUCCCCUCCCCCAAGGGGUGGAGCAGGAGGCAGAAAGUCUGAAGCCUGCCCCUUAACUAAUGUCACCAUCUAAGCCUCAGCAUCCCCAUGGGGGAAACGAGGGCACUGGGUGGGGUGUGGUCUGUGGGUCAGGUCUCCCCAGCCGGGCACCAGGCCCUCUCCAGCAGAGCCUGUGGCACCUCUGUCCACCUCGCACAGCCCCUCGAGUGCCUUGAGCCUGUGAAGGUUGCAUGGAGGUCCAGGACUGGGGAGAGCCUAGAACCCACUGCGGGUGGGAAGAGAUGACGGGAGCUGCUUUGUCUGCAAUCUGGCAGAUGUUUAUCCCAAACAGGGAACCAGAAGCUGACGACUUAAAGGCUCAGCGUGGGAGGAGGUGCUCUGGGCUGCAGGAGAUCCGGUGGGGGGCCCCAGCCCUGCCUUUCUCCGGCUGGGUGACCUCAGGCCAGGCCUUCUACCCUGGUGGUGGCUUCCUCGCGCAUAAAACAUGGUGGGGGUUAGAAGAAGUCAUUUCAGACAUUCCUUCAGGCUUUGUUAUCCCAAAGCAGACGCGCUAGGCAAACAGAGGGUGCCUGCUAAAUGCCUGUUGCUGACUGAUUGGUUAGCAGGUUGACCAGUGCAGAGCAGGGCCCAUCCCCAACUCUCCCCACCGGGCGGGCCUUGUGGUCCUGGCCCCAUCUACAGAGUCUGGGGCCUGCUUGGCUUGUGUGUGCUGGCCGCAACCUGCUGGGUGGGCAGGGAGGCCUGCAGGGGGCACCAGUGUGCAAGGUCAGCCCUCCCUGCCUGCGGCCGCCUCCCAGCAUCUUGGCAUCCUGGGGGCUCUCCCACAGGGAAGAUUUAAGCUAUAUGAUGGUGACUGCCACCAAGCCACCCUCCUAUGUGCAAUUUUCAGCCCCCCUGGGGUCCCAGCCCUGAGUCCAGAAACCUCAGGCUGAGAGUUGGACUAGAACCCACAGCAAGGGUCCCCUCCAGACCUCCAAAAUGGGCCAGUGUAGUACUCAUUCCCAUUUCACACCCAAGACAACCAGGGCUCCUGGAGGCCACAGGAGGGCCACAGAGGUCUCAGGUAGCUUAGAAGGAGGACAGACCGUGGGUCUCGGAUUCCCCGGGAACAAUGCCUGCCCAGAGAUCCAGCUGCCCUUAGGAACGAAUCAGUAUCAACCAACUGAGGCUGCAUUUUCUUAAAAUGCAUUGGUUUGUCUAGUGUUGGUUAUGUUCUUUCUCAAACAGCAGGAAGAGGUUGUGGGAAGAGCCCUGGCUAUCACCUGUCUUCUCCCAUGCAGUGGGGUGGACAGAGGGCGGUGGGACAGAGAGCAGGCUACAGCCUCAUCUGGCCUCAGUAGCCUUGUACAGAGGCAAAGGGGCUUCCGUGUGGGCUGUCAGCUCCUUCAACACCUGCCUGGACCUGGAAACAGGCAUGCCUUGAGUCACCAGCAGUGGGCAGCCAGCCGUAGAGUCACUGUGUUUCAACACCGCCAAUUUGUUGGCCCCACGCCUGGGGCCCCUGUGGUCAUUGCAGUAUGUUUUAUGGAACAUUCUGUGAGGAUUCCUCUUGGGGUUUUUUUAGCAGCCACCCUUGUUAGGAUGUUCCUAAAGUAGAAGGCAAACAGGCCACAGGGCCUCAGAAUUCUAGAAAAAAAUGUGUGCACAGCAUGAGCUGUGAGAGCCAGGAGGGCAUUCUCAGCCAUCUUCUAAGGAGCCAGGUAGAAAAAUGGGGUCGAUUCUUUUGUAGUUACUUCCUUAUUUUAGCUAUUCAUUCAGAAAUGUUAGCUGUUCAAAGGGUAUGUCAUUUAUCAAUCGGGAGGCAGGAGCCCCAAGUCUGCGGGAGUGCAGGGGAGGAUGGGAGCAGGUCAGUCACAAGCUAACUUAGAACAAGCAUUCAAUCCCCCAGAAAAUGCACCAGGGAAAGCCACAGACACUCCCUUUUGGUAGAAAAGGUCCCUGGUCUGUCUUCAACAGUGAGACACUCUUCUGGGGUUUGUACUAGGGGAACCUGGCCAGGGGAUGGCCAUUCAGCCUCUAGGCAUGUUGGGAGAAGGGACAGUUCAUGGUGCGCCCUGGGCACCCCGUUUCUGAUUUCUACCCCUGAGCCAAGAAGGCCUCUCCCAUCAACCACCCUGGGACUGUGAAGCAGGAAACAGACAGAGAUGGAGGUUCCAGGUGGCCUGAGGUGGCAAUUGAGGGUGGGCACGGAGUACUACACUUCACUGAAAUGCCAGCAGCCAGGAGGCGAGCACCUGGGGUUGGGAGUGCCCCCCGAACCCCAGAACUGGAGGCAUUCUGGGAGCAUUCUCAGUAGCAUCGCAUUGGGACACGUCAGCCCAGCAGGUCGCACUGGUCCCUGGGGAGCCCAGAAUGACAGUUUGUUUCUUUUUGCUCUUGCUGACAACGAUGCUACAAAGCUAUUUCAGCCCUGACUGAGAGUACAGGAUCUGGACAGCCCCGAUCUGAAUCCUAAGUUUAAUACUUGGCAGCCGUGUGGCCUGGGCAAGUGGUUUUCCCUCUCUGGGCCCCAGUUUUCCAUUUAUAAACGGGGGUAAUAGAUAAUACCUGCCUCCUUUGGGUGGGUGAGGCUUGAAUGGUGGGGACGAUGGUGUUAGCAUAAACACAACAUUGACCGGUGUUGCGCAUGUCUGGGGGUUCCUGUCAGGGGUCCGGCAGGAACGCUAGUUACUCCUCCCUUGCAGUUGGGCUGGCUCUCUGCAGACCCUGGCUGGAUACCAGCUGUGUGCAGACAUUGUGGGCCAUAAGUAUCCCUUAGACCUUUGUGGGUGGAGGUUAACAGCCCCAUUUUAUACAUGGAGAAAGAAAGUUCCAGAGAGCUUAGGAGGUAUACGUCAAGUCACGCAGCUGGUCAGCGACAGACAGAACUGGAGCCAAGUCCCUGGUACACCACACACUGUCUCCUCAGAACGCACUGCCAUCUGGGUGCCCUGGCUGGUCAGGAGUGCAUCUGGAGGGGGUCAGUUAUAAGGCUGAGGAGAGGUGACAGGGAAACGAGAUAAGAAACACGCCAUUUAGAUGGCCAUGCUUUCAGAGCCUCCUCCCCACAGGCCAGGCCUUGGGCUCUCCCCACUGCCAUCUUAUGACCAAGAGAAUUGAGAGAUAGCUUCCCAGCCGGCGCUUAGCAGCAGGUUUGGAUCUGCCACCUCCCUUCCUGUCUUGCCAAGGGUUGGGGAGACGCUCCACCAAGCUGCAGAGAGAUAGCAGAAUGGUUCCUUGCCCUCCCAAAGGGGGGCAAGACUUCUCCAUGUCCUUCCUUCCCACUGGGCUGGUUUCCAACCCACCACCUUCACGAUUUGUGAAUGCAAAGCGAAGACCACUCAGAUCGGGUUGUUCUGCUUCCACUUGGCAGCCCUAGGUGCUGGAGGCUGCGGCUCUGGGUGAGGGUGGGCCCUGGUCUGUGGGGUAUGGGCAUCUGUGAGCACCUUCCGCACGCAGCCCCGGAGGUCAGGUGGCAGAGUCUCUUGUGACAGGUUGCAGCAGCAGAAGCCCUAAGGAAGCAGCUUGUAUCUCGGAUGAGGCUGUGUACCUCCACUGCCUGUCUAGGCUGGAGGAACGGCGAUGGCAUCUUUAACUGGUCCCUUCCUCACAGAUCACUAAGUGUAAGAGGCCAAGCCUACAAA
Chlorocebus sabaeus (green monkey) is the source of this 15865-nucleotide messenger RNA. RefSeq names its product cap binding complex dependent translation initiation factor (gene CTIF). The record is from RefSeq and is a predicted model, not a curated record. Gene Ontology annotation, biological process: regulation of translational initiation. Gene Ontology annotation, cellular component: cytosol. Gene Ontology annotation, molecular function: translation activator activity; RNA binding; protein binding. NCBI's taxonomy places the organism in Eukaryota, Metazoa, Chordata, Mammalia, Primates, Cercopithecidae.